Messenger RNA from Pelagomonas calceolata, 1431 nucleotides. Lineage: Eukaryota; Pelagophyceae; Pelagomonadales; Pelagomonadaceae. The record is from the annotation of a GenBank genome assembly.
CGGCGCUGAUUAUAGCGGCGCUAAGGUGCUAUACGUGGUGGAGACUCGAUUUUCGUAACCUGCCUGCAGCGCAAAAUGCGCACGCGCAGCGACGCAGCGCGCCAGCGAUCCCUGCUGAAGCUCCCAGAGGACUGCAUCAGGCAUGUGGCGCUUUUCAUUGAUCGCGACGUCCACGGGGCGCGGUUUGCGUUGACGUCGCGGCGCGUGAUGCGCUCCCUGACGUCCACGGUCUGGGCCAAGAUUCUGAAAGCGACGCACGGCGGCCUCAAGAUCGCCGCCGCGGAGACAGACGGGCUGCGGGUCGCUGCGCGACUCGCGGCCGCGCGCGCUGACAGAGGGCCCGUCGAUGGGUUCUGGGCCCUCGCCACGAGUUGCGGCGCCGCGCCAUACGCCCAACAGCAAUAUUGGGCCGACGCGCUCUUCCGACGCGAGCCUUGGCGCAUCUACUGCUCGCGAUCCAACCCCGGCGGCGAACCGGUGCUCUGCGCGACGGCGUUUCUGGCGGGCGGAGAGGACGAGGAAGGGCCCGAUCGGCGAUAUAUGUUAGAUAGGCUCGAAGCGGAUAAUCGCGCGUAUAUCCAGGAAAGUUUCAGGAAGGGAAGGUCCAACCUGGCCUAUGUGUUCGAGGAUGUUUAUGGACGCAACGCUCCCAACGCAAGUCCAUUGACUGGGAGGACGUUGCGCAUAUGCCAGGAAAUUGCGCGCCGUUUCGACAAUGCUCAAUUGGACAACCCGUGGUUUAGGUCGGGCCUCUCGGAAACUGUUUACGAGGCUCGCGGCGACAACGGCGUUCAGGUGGACCCGCGCGUCGAGGCGCUGGCCGCGAGGGCGCACCCGGCGACUGCGAUCGCGACCGGAAUCACUAUCCGCCGCGCGCUGAACUUCACGUGUCCCGCGCGCUGUGGCAUCAUCUACGGCUUCCGAAGGCCUCCUCGCGUCUCCGACAUCUCCGACGGCCGCUUGAAGGAUCUAGCGGCCGCCGCUGCACCGACGAUCUGCGAGCUCGGGCCACUAUCUGGUGAUUCUCCCAAUGCAUUAAAAGACUGCUUCGAGGACACUGAACCGGUGCGUCUCUCACUGCGAGGCGUCUUCUGUGCAUGCGCAUGCUACCAGAUCGUCGGCGGCGACCAGGACGCGGAGGUCUUCCCGCUCGCAGUCUUCUCCUUUCCUAUUCGCUCUCAGGUCCAAGAAAUUCCCGACAUGCGGGCGACCCUCGCCGUCCCCGUGGCGAUCCAGGGCAUGGUCGUCGCCGUCGUCGAGGUCGACAACCACGGCGACGAACUUUGGAACGAAGGCGAGGCCAACGUCGACCUGGAGUACGUAGGCAUCGAGGGCUACGCGUACGUGCCACCGGGUCACGAGCCGGUGCCACCGGACCACCGCUUGUGAUCCUCUCUCUGCUGUGUAGUUAGCGUAACUAUGAAAUAAGAC